This is a messenger RNA of Alternaria rosae, 781 nucleotides long. RefSeq lists its product as uncharacterized. Lineage: Eukaryota; Fungi; Ascomycota; Dothideomycetes; Pleosporales; Pleosporaceae. The record is from RefSeq and is a predicted model, not a curated record. Bases 132 to 671 code for a protein of 179 amino acids. The transcript has 4 exons.
CCGCCUCAAUUCACUGCCCAUCCACACCAGCAAGCCUAGUUCUCUUCUACCAUCUACGACUUACUUCUUAUUAGCCACUUCAUCAAUCUGUCGCCAGUCGAUCUUCAUUUCAAAAAAAAACCGAAGCUACCAUGUCUGACGGUCUCAACGAUGCCCGUGCCAUGCGCAUUGCAGAGAUCAUGACCGACUUCCGCAACCUACAACACUACCUCGUCCAGUUACGCGCCAAUCCUACAGCAGAAGAGUACUACCUUGAGGGUUACUCUCUGCUACGACAAUGCACCAGCGAGGCACAGGCAAUCCUACAGACACCCUUCUCUGGCAGUGCCAGCACGGGUUCAGGGGAUCCGGAAGCAGAGAAGCAGCAACUGAGAAACAUCAUCACAGACGCCGCUGUGCGACGCUUCCAAUGCCAACGCGCUUACCUACGAGCCCACGCUGGUCUGCGGUGGAUGAACGCCCGCAACAGCGUCUUGCGUGGCCAGAGGCCCAACGCAAGCCAUCUGGGUGCACUACAGCAGGCUGAUGCCACAAUGAGGAAUGAACUCCUCGCAAUCAGCGAUGCCUAUGUCGAAAACACGCUGCGCGCCGCAGACGCCUCGCAGGGCAAGUGGCUGAAUGAAGAUCCUUCGCUGGCACAGAUCCAACAGAUACUCAUGACUCGACGAUAAGCAUUCACGACAACAGCAACAACACCGCCCGGAGCUCUCCAUCGGACUGAGACUAUCAUGAACAUCGUACGAGUACACCCAUUUCCACAUUAUACUGCAGCGGAUUCGGC